AUGCCAGCAAAUAACACACAAAAUGCCUGCAGAAGCGAGCAGUGCACGGCGUACCCUUUUAAAGUAAAGCGCGAGAUGUAUCGCGAGCAGCGACAACGUCUUGGCCAAGCGUUGCGCUCAAGCAAGGGUGCGACGCAUGCAGCCUUCCUUCAGGGUGGGUCAGAGGUACCGGUGAACUCAACGGAUAUCAAUUACCUCUUUUGGCAGGAAAGUUAUUUUGCGUACCUCUUUGGCUGCGAUAUUCCCGACAGUUUUGGUGCUGUGCUCUCCAAUGGCAAGGGCAUCCUCUUUAUUCCCCGCCACCCCGUAUCCUACGCUGUUUGGAUGGGUGAGCUGCCCAACCCGGAGAGUGUGAGGCGCACCACCGAGGUUGACGAGGUGCAUUACACUGAUGAGAUUGAAGCUGUGCUCACAGCAAAGGAAAUACAAAUCGUUGAGGUCUUGGAUGGUGUCAACUCGGACAGCGGUCUCAACGUUCUGCAGGCAAAGCUGCCGGAGUACUCCAAGCUGAAUGUGUCCAGCAGCUGGUUGUUCGAUACGCUUUCCCAGCAGCGCUGCCACAAGACAGACCUUGAGGCGGAGCUUCUGCAGUAUGUAUGCAAUGCCUCUAGUAAAGCUCAUAUUCACGUCAUGCAAACCUGCAAACCUGGUAUGUCACAACAUCAACUUGAAUCAACCUUCUUGCAUCAUGUUUAUUACCAUGGCGGUUGCCGUAAAGUGGCAUACACGUGCAUCUGUGGCACGGGUCACCAUGGGGCUAUUUUGCACUAUCCGAACAAUGAUGCACCCGUUGAGGAUGGAUCCAUGGCGCUUCUUGACAUGGGUGGUCAUUACAUGGGCUACGCAAGCGAUAUUACAUGCUCCUUUCCUGUUAAUGGUAAGUUUACUGAAGAUCAACGAGUGAUCUACAAUGCUGUGCUGGACGCCCACGACUCCGUACUGAGUCAGUUGAAGCCAGGCGUGAACUGGGUCGAUAUGCAUAAACUGGCUCUGCGUGUGAUGUGUGAGCAUCUUGUGCGGGUUGGUAUUCUCUUGGGGGAUGUGGAUGUCAUUAUGCAAAAACGUGUCAUGGGCCUCUUCCAGCCGCAUGGUCUUGGCCAUCUUAUGGGCAUGGAUGUGCACGAUGUCGGGGGCUACCUGGAGGGGUGCCCACCGCGGCCUGAAGAGAGUGACUGCUGCAAGCUUCGCACGGCCCGUGUGCUGGAAAAGGGAUUCUGCGUCACGGUGGAGCCUGGCUGUUACAUUAACCGCGUCCUCCUCACCGACGCCUUUGAAAACCCGGAGUUCAAGCCUCACCUCAACGAAGGCAAACUGCGCUCACUAUGGAACUUUGGCGGGGUACGCAUUGAGAGCGAUGUGCUCAUCACUGAGACGGGCGCUAUCAACAUGACCCGUGUCCCUCGUACCGUGGAGGAGAUUGAAAAGACAAUGGCUGGCGCCCCCUUCUCGCGGGAGAUUCAGGUAUUUACCCACUGA
Messenger RNA from Trypanosoma rangeli, 1476 nucleotides. Its product is annotated as metallo-peptidase, Clan MG, Family M24. The coding region runs from base 1 to 1476 and encodes 491 amino acids. The transcript has a single exon. The record is from RefSeq and is a predicted model, not a curated record. Lineage: Eukaryota; Euglenozoa; Kinetoplastea; Trypanosomatida; Trypanosomatidae. Gene Ontology annotation, molecular function: manganese ion binding; metalloaminopeptidase activity.